Messenger RNA from Pelagomonas calceolata, 1760 nucleotides. Lineage: Eukaryota; Pelagophyceae; Pelagomonadales; Pelagomonadaceae. The record is from the annotation of a GenBank genome assembly.
CGUUAGCCCGCGUUUGUCCACCACCGCUAGUCUUUACACCGUUUUAUAGCCCUGCGCAGCGCUGCGCACGACAGCGGGCAGUCCUGCCGAGUCAUACAGCCUCCGUCCUUGUGCAAGGCAUACAUAUGGCCGUGCACGUCUCCCGGGCCGAGUUCGAGGCCCAAGCGGGCCGUAGCACGCUGCCGACGAUCUCCUGUCCCGAGUGCGGCGUGCCCACGAUCGCGCGGGACGACGGAUUUCUCUGCCUCGACUGCGUGCGCGCGACGUACGACUGGCGCGCGCCUUUGGAGGCGCACCUGAAGAAGCACCCCAAGCUUUUGACUUUAAGGCGCUGCACGGGCUGCGACCGCGUCGAGACGACGGCGGCGAACAAGAAGGAGCGCCGCUGGGAACGAGGAGAUAGGGACACCGACGAGCUGCUGGCGGUCUUGUUGAGACGCGUCAAGGCGCAGCUCUUCGGGAAGAAGGCCCUGGAUCUGGUGGACGGUUUGUCCGCGGGCCUCAAGGCCGGCGACCCGCUCGCGCUCCGGGACGCGCGCCUCGUCUGGACGGAGCCGCACUCGCGGCGCCUGAAGUUGGAAGUUGACGUGGCGCACGCGUCCGUGCGCCAGCGCCUGCUGCUCGAGUUUGUGGAAGAGCGCUGCAAGUGCGCGGACUGCGCGGGCGAGGCGCGGGAACGGAGAAACCGAAAAAUGGGCAAGGGCGGCGGCGACUUCGGCGCGCGGGUUCAAAUAAGAGCGCACGGCGGCUCCUGCGCGCGGACGAUGCGGUCGCUCGAGGACGCGAUCCGCGCCAUCGGGAAAACAGGUUUGAUGUUCGGCGCGGCGCGCCUGCCGCGCGGCAAGGGCCUGGACGUGGACUUCGCGCAGGAGAAGGACGGUGAUAGAUUUGUCGACGAGCUGCGGCGGGCCGGGCGCGCGCCGCUGCGCGUCGCCUCCAAGACGCGGAAGCUCGUGACGCACGUAGCGACCCGUGCGGACGUAUAUUCACGCCGUCGAUGCGGCUCACCGGUCGAUGUGCCCACACAGGAUCCGAAGGCCAACACCGUGGAGUACCAGAAAACCAUUCUGCUGGAGGUGCCGCCCAUAUCAAAAUGGGACCUCGUCGUCAAGGAGCCGCGCGGCGGCGGCGGGCCGGCCCUUUACUUGGUGUCGUCGGUCCGGCGCGAGAUACGGCUGGAUCGCGUCGACGGCGUUGGUGAGGAAGAAGUGAACGGCGAGCAGUUCUUCCGCAAGCCCUUUGAGAGCGUGGCGUCGGCGGAUGCGUUAAUAGACGUGCGGGUCGUCGACGCCGUCCCGUUGGACGACACGAGCGUUAUGGUACAGCGGCACGAGGGCGACGCACCUGUUCAAGCUGAUGCGUCGCGGCUGCCCUUGGCGUCGCAGAAAUCAGACGCCGUCGUCAAGGCCUACGAUGUCGAGUCCAUCGUGGGCGCGGACGUCAAAACGAGCAGUCGCUACGUCCUCGUCGCGCCCGGCGGCAAGAGGGACGUCGGCGACUCCACGACGACGGCGUCGACGGUGCUCUCGCGGAAACAACAGCGCCACGCCAAACGGCGGGCGAACUCAUCAGCGUCGGUGGCCUCGGACGCCCCCACCGAGCGCGACUUCGGCGAGAUCGAGUUCCGCGAGCUCCUCGACCAGCCCGACGCGAUCCCUGAAGAAGGGGAAGAACUCGACUUGGAGCGCCUGCGCAUUGCGUCGGAGGACUCGGAGGCGCUCGACGCGGAAUUCUUUGGUGCGUAAGAUGUUGUGACAUGA